AUGUCUGCCGACGAGUUGGAGCGAUACUCGAAGUUGGUCUCCAACCAGCGGUCAAAACUGUCAAUUCCGCAGAAGAUUGAGAUGUAUGGACUUUGGCGUGUGGCGACCCAGGGUAAAUGCACGCUCAAGCAGCCGUCCCGCACGAACUUGCUGCAGUACCGCAAGUGGACUGCGUGGAAGAAGUACGAGCACCUUACUCAGCAAGACGCCCGUGAGCUCUUUGUUGAGAAGGCAAAGGCUAUCAUUAAAAAGAGUCCGUCCAAGCUGUGA
Molecule: messenger RNA, 270 nt
Organism: Leishmania braziliensis MHOM/BR/75/M2904
Lineage: Eukaryota; Euglenozoa; Kinetoplastea; Trypanosomatida; Trypanosomatidae
Product: putative acyl-CoA binding protein
Exons: 1
Coding region: 1-270 (89 amino acids)
Biological process (GO): fatty acid metabolic process
Molecular function (GO): fatty-acyl-CoA binding
Source: RefSeq, a predicted model, not a curated record